AUGUCGUGGAAGAGGAACUACUUUGCGUCGGGUGGCGGAGCAGUAGGCGGGGUGCAGGGGCUGGUGACCCCGAGAACCAUGACCUCUAUCGCACCCAGCAAAGGCCUGAGCAACGAGCCCGGACAGAACAGCUGCUUCCUCAACAGCGCUCUGCAGGUUCUGUGGCAUCUCGACAUCUUCCGCAGAAGCUUUCGCCAGCUGACCACGCACAAGUGCAUGGAGGACUCGUGUAUCUUCUGCGCUUUGAAGAGUAUCUUUGCUCAGUUCCAGUUCAGCAGUGAGCGCGUGCUGCCGUCAGAUGCACUGCGCAGCGCUCUGGCCAAGACUUUCCAGGACGAACAACGCUUUCAGCUGGGUAUCAUGGACGACGCCGCUGAGUGCUUCGAGAAUCUCCUCAUGCGUAUCCACUUCCACAUCAGCGCGGAGAGUAGAGAGGACAUCUGCACAGCCAAACACUGCAUACCACACCAGAAGUUUGCCAUGACUCUGUUCGAACAGUGUGUGUGUAACAGCUGUGGCGCCACGUCAGAUCCCUUGCCCUUCAUUCAGAUGGUUCAUUACAUCUCCACUACAUCCCUCUGCAACCAGGCAGUGAGGAUGCUGGAGUGCAGAGACAAACCCACACCGGACAUGUUUGGAGAACUGCUCCGCAACGCCAGCAACAUGGGAGACCUGCGCAACUGCCCUAGUAACUGUGGGGAGGUGCUGCGUAUCCGCCGGGUGCUGAUGAACUCCCCGGAGAUCGUGUCCAUUGGGCUGGUGUGGGACUCGGACCACUCUGACCUGGCGGAGGACGUCAUCCACAGCCUGGGGACCUGCCUGCGUCUGGGAGAUUUGUUCUACCGUGUGACUGAGGAGAGGGCUCGCCAGGCGGAGCUCUACUUGGUGGGCAUGGUGUGCUACUACGGCAAGCACUACUCCACCUUCUUCUUCCAGACCAAGAUACGCAAGUGGAUGUACUUCGACGACGCCCACGUCAAAGAGAUCGGCCCUAAGUGGAAGGACGUGGUGUCUCGCUGUAUCAAAGGCCACUAUCAGCCCCUGCUGCUGCUCUACGCUGACCCCCGUGGGACACCGGUGAUACUGCAGGAGAGCCCCAACCCCUGUACCAGCUCCAACCCACAGCUGGAGCUCCAGCACUGCAGCAGCAAGGCUGGGUACGACAGCGAAGACUCUGGUCGGGAGCCGUCCAUAUCCAGCGAUACUCGUACCGACUCUUCGACGGAGAGCUCGAGUCACCGCGCCUCCCGCAGCCGAUCCCUCCACCAGUCCACGGGCAGCCACCUCUCCAGCGAAUCCCAGACCACAGUGGUCUGUAAUCACGACACCGGCACACCGCCGCACGGUGCUGACGCCGGAGAGUCAGCAGUGGAGGGUCCUCCCCGCCCUCCCUCUCCUCCUCUGCAGGAGUACAAGGAGACGGCCGUCUUCCUCCUCUCCUCCCGCCGGCCACUCACCUCCUCCUCCUCCUCCUCUCGUCCCCUGUCCUCCUCCUCUUCGUCAGGGGUCGGGGGCUGUGAGGGAGGGGCUGGGGGGCCCCACUGGGAGGAUGAAAGCACCAGCAGUGAGAGCAAGUCCAGUUCUUCAGGAGGCCGCUACAGGCCAACCUGGAGGCCCAGAAGAGAGGCCCUGAACAUCGACAGCAUCUUCACCCGUCCGAGAGGCUCCUGUCUGGGCUACAACACCCUGCCUGGUCCCUCUCUCCCCUCGCAGCCCCAAGACUUCUUCCCCUUGGCGGGACCCCCUCCCCCCUCACAGCCGGGGCUACAAGAGGUGGAAGGGAGGGAGGCUGGGGAGUUGGAGGCGGGGUUUGGGCUGGUCGGACAGCCCCGGUCUCUGGGCAGCGGGCAAACAAUGGGUCCCCCUGCCCCCCCACCUCUGAGAGGGGUAGAGCACCAGCCACGUCUGAUCCAGAGGAUGGAAAGUGGCUACGAGAGCAGCGAGAGGAACAGCAGCAGCCCCGACAGGGAGGUGGGGCAACAGAAACGGGUGCUGAUGUCAGGACCUUCAUGGCGUUCGGUGCCCAAGUCAAAGAGCAGCGGCGCCAUCCUGCAGGAGUUGCCCUCCCCCAGCUGGGGCGGCGGCACCAACACAGGCGGACCAGGGCGCAGUGAGCUGGACGAGCUGCAGGAGGAGGUGGCGAGGAGAGCCCGCCAGCAGGAGCAGCAGAAGCGGAGGGAGGCAGAACGGGAGGCUGCCAUGGGAUUCAACCCCAAACCCAGCAAAUUCAUGGACCUGGACCAGCUCCAACACCAGGUGAACAGCCUGGCCCGGUCCAAGUACUGCUGACGCCCAAUCAGGAGGAGGAAGAGGACCAGGCAACGCCCAACCAGGACGCUGCUCUGGACCCGGACCCGCCCCCUCCACCCUAUCGGCCCGCUCCCCCUCGACCCCU
Cyclopterus lumpus (lumpfish) is the source of this 2395-nucleotide messenger RNA. Its product is annotated as inactive ubiquitin carboxyl-terminal hydrolase 54-like. The coding region runs from base 1 to 2289 and encodes 762 amino acids. Gene Ontology annotation, molecular function: cysteine-type deubiquitinase activity. NCBI's taxonomy places the organism in Eukaryota, Metazoa, Chordata, Actinopteri, Perciformes, Cyclopteridae. The transcript has 15 exons. The record is from RefSeq and is a predicted model, not a curated record. Gene Ontology annotation, biological process: protein deubiquitination.